Molecule: messenger RNA, 564 nt
Organism: Rhododendron vialii
Lineage: Eukaryota; Viridiplantae; Streptophyta; Magnoliopsida; Ericales; Ericaceae
Exons: 2
Coding region: 1-564 (187 amino acids)
Source: RefSeq, a predicted model, not a curated record
AUGAAUUCAAAUAUGAUUACGAGACAUGCUAGGGCGUUCCCUUUAAGCGACGCGUUGUGCCUGCCUUCGGGUGCUUCAAAAAAUGAGCAAGAGGCGCCAUACCGGCGCUCGGGUGUGGUGAUAAGUGAGCAAGGGUUCUCAUGCGUGCCUGGACGAGUGCGAGUAAAGAAGCUAGCCCAGGACUAUAGAAUUCGUUUAGUAAUUUGGAAUAUAGGGACAUUAACGGGCAAGACUAAAGAGCUAGUUGACACCAUGCUUAGGACGAGGAUUAGUAUAGCUUGCUUUCAGGAGACUAAGUUGGUAGGGGAGAAAGCUAGGGAGUUAGAGGACACAGGUUAUAAGCUUUACUAUACGGGUAAGGAUAAACAUAGAAAUGUGGUAGGCUUGGAUGAUCUUAUUAAAAAGCAAUUCUGGGAGCAAAUGGAUGACGUGGUUCAAGGGAUACCUUUUGAGGAGAAGCUAUUUAUAGGAGGCGAUUUCAAUGGUCAUGUGGGAGUGCAUAAGCAAGGGUAUGAGAAGGUAUAUGGUGGCUUGGAUUUGGUGACCUUAAUGAAGGUAGAAUGA